Brenthis ino (lesser marbled fritillary) is the source of this 1956-nucleotide messenger RNA. Lineage: Eukaryota; Metazoa; Arthropoda; Insecta; Lepidoptera; Nymphalidae. The record is from the annotation of a GenBank genome assembly.
AUGCCGAGCAAUAGUUAUCAAGACGAGAAUGAAACAUACUUUUGCAUUGUAGUUAAUAAUAAAAACGCAGUGAAGAUGGAGCAUGCAGACUUGGUGGCAGAAAUGGUGCAGGUCGAGCACCUUACAACACAGGAGAGGCUUCAUCUAGCUAGACGAAGGCGCAUGCAGCAACUUAAACUAUGGCAACAGCGAGAGAAGGAGUGGGCGCGAGCGAGGGCCAAACGGGAGAAGAGCAACAAACGUAGUAUAUACUUUAGUGAUAGCGUCAUGCUCCUCGAAGCCGCCGCUAGAAAUGACAUCGAAGAAGUAAGAAGGCUGUUAGCACGCGGCGUGACUCCAGACGCGACGAAUGAAGAUGGCCUAACAGCGUUACACCAAUGUUGUAUCGAUAAUAACGAGGCGAUGAUGCGAUUACUUCUCGACCACGGCGCGAACGUAAAUGCGGAAGAUAGCGAAAAAUGGACUCCCUUACACGCGGCAGCUACGUGCGGGAAUUUAAACUUAGUUAGAAUAUUAAUACAAAGAGGAGCUAACUUACUAGCGGUUAAUGGAGAUGGAAAUAUGCCUUACGAUAUAUGCGAGGAAGAAAGAACACUGGAUGCGAUAGAAAGUGAAAUGGCAGCUAGAGGUGUAACACAAGGACUGAUAGAUGAAACCAGAGCGGCUACAGAGAUGCAAAUGUUAAUAGAUGUAGAUCAAUUAGUUAAACAGGGAAUGGAUUUAGACGAGCCGAGAGAUAGUCAGGGGGCUACUUUACUCCACAUAGCGGCGGCAAACGGGUAUAUAAAGGUAGUGGAGUUCCUGCUGGAGCACCGCGCGUCCUCCGACGUGGUGGACCACGAUAUGUGGCAGCCGGUGCACGCCGCCGCCUGCUGGGGGCAUUUAGAAGUGUUAGAGCUGUUGGUACAUUAUGGAGCUGAUCUCAACGUAAGGAACAAGCAUGAUGAGACUCCGGCGGACAUUUGCGAGGAGGGCGAGAUGCGCGGGCGCAUCCUGCGGCUGGCGGUGGAGCAGGAGGAGGUGCGGCGCCGCGCCGCCAGCGCCGCCGGCGAACGCCUGCGCGCGGCGCGCCGCUCCUCCUCCACUGCCUCCACUAGCAGAGUGCGGUCGGUGCGCAGGACGUCGCUCCGGGAGAAGCAGCUGGCGGCGAAGGCGGACGCGCGCGGGGAGGCUCGUCUGCGGGAAACCUUUGAUUCCGCCGUCGACGAUGAGUACCAGGGGCUCACGAACGGCGUGGAAAAUGACCAGAAUACAACCAACAUAUCAGCCGAUCUAUCACACACUCGCCUCUCAAUAAGCUCAACGGCAUCCAACCAAAGCUAUGAGUCGGGGAACGUGGACUACGCGGUCCCAAAACAUUCGUAUAACCAGAAAAGCUCGCAAAGAAUCGGCGACGCUAUCGAUUCGAACGACAACAUAACAUAUAACCAACCAAAAAUAACAAAUCCCCUGUUCGGAGUGAAUGCCGCUUCGCACUACUCGCCCAGCUCUAUACGUGAAGUUCCAAACGAAACGAAGCACUUCGACAGAUUACCGAAUGGCGUUAGGAAAGCACCAGAAGGUCAAGACAACGAAGCGUUCAAAACCGAAGAUGCAAUAGAUGGUAUGAAAGAGGUUGUAAUGAACCAAAACCCAAUCGCGAUCGCCGAAGGCGGAACUACCUACACCACAGACAAUAAUGGUAAAAUCAAUGUUCAUGUCACCGUCAUGAUUAACGCAGGGACGUUAGCGGAUUUGAAGAAGCAAAGGGCACAGAUUAGGACAAACGGAAGUCCCGUCGAAAGCAGUGUCAACUCUACGACGAAUCACAGCCUAAAUUCCAUUCCCGAGAUACCAAAACAGGACCCCCAAAUACAGAUAAGUCCAAUAACCACUAAUACAACAGUUCCAAGGUUCUCAGGAAACACUAGUGAUGUCGUCGGUGACACCAAAUCACGCCGGUGCUGUAUUAUAAUG